AUGGAUCUCAGGGCACCAAUUUUGGAAAUUGCCUUUUCAAAGACAUAUCGCCUUCUGUCACAAUACCAUUUUGACUCUCGAUAUCCAGCUGACAAAGAAAUGACGAUCGGAUUUUUGAACUGGAUUAACUUUCGCGACCGUGAUGUCCGCCGGAAACUUCGAGUGAAAAUAGUUUUUAUUGAAAACUCAAGCGAAGCAUCCGAGACCACCAAUGAUAUAAUUCAAAAUAUGAUGACGCCAUCACACCUGAAGGUCUAUAAGGAGAGAGAGGAGGUCAAGAAUACUUUCGAAGCCGAACCAAUCGAACGUCUCCUGCAGAUUUCUAAGAUACUUGUCGACAAGGGUCACGCCGAAAUGGAAAGUGGCGAUGAAAAGGCAGCCAAAGACGCUUACCACGCCGCUUCAUACUCACUAUCUGAGUGGGACGCUCAGCGUGGUUUCAACACCUCUGGAUGGGCGAAUAUAAGUUUUGAAGCUUUAGCUUCCUUGUGCGAAAUUUAUGCUCAUCUUAACCAAGCUCAAGAAGCCCUCUAG
This is a messenger RNA of Penicillium samsonianum, 534 nucleotides long. RefSeq lists its product as uncharacterized. The transcript has a single exon. Bases 1 to 534 code for a protein of 177 amino acids. Lineage: Eukaryota; Fungi; Ascomycota; Eurotiomycetes; Eurotiales; Aspergillaceae. The record is from RefSeq and is a predicted model, not a curated record.